Messenger RNA from Protopolystoma xenopodis, 324 nucleotides. The record is from the annotation of a GenBank genome assembly. NCBI's taxonomy places the organism in Eukaryota, Metazoa, Platyhelminthes, Monogenea, Polystomatidea, Polystomatidae.
AUGAAGAAUCAAUGCCAACAUGAUCACUAUGGUCGAAGUAGAAAGGAAAUGGGACCCGGGGCCGGUAGUAUUUAUUGGGCCGUUCGGCAGCCGGGCCUGAUCGAGAGCAACAGGUCUGGAUGCCGUCUGUAUGUGGCUGAACUCAACCAACGUUUAUGCUUGGCAGAGCAACAACCCGUUUGCACGCAGAGAGACAGAGAUGGCAACAAGUUGUCAUGUGAGAUGGCUUGCAGUCGACAGGACUUCCGAUGGAUGAAGACUUUGGUCUUUGGUUGUUGUCUCCACGAUUGCAUUCAAUCAGGUCGGACGAGCGCUGUGCCCUAA